GUGUAAACACCUAGGUUAGAUAAUUGAUAUGUCGCGAUACCACAUAGUGAGACAGACGAUGGAAUUAGAAGAAAACGGCAUUGAUAUGGAUUCCGAUAACAAUCGGCGACACAGUACAAAGUCCAGCAUCGAACGGAAUUGGAAGGAGGUCGGCAGAGUGAUGAUGCGAGUCUGGCUCCUUCAGGUUUUUAAAAAUAGCCAGGCUUUUGAUCGGAUUGGAAAUCCUCUGGAGAUCGGUCAUAUGCUCGGGGCUUAACCUCAGCCUCAAUCACGAUCGACAGAUACCCAUAAGCCACCCCUUUUAAUACCAUAGAUUCGCUGUGAAGCUAGAAGGAAACCACCUGGGAGGAGGCUAGGAGGCUAACGGCUAGGCUUAACUAAGUAACGAGCACGUUGGGGAAAUGAUAGGAAAUGGGGUGGUCUUCUUAAGUGAGCGCGGUAUAAGGUAACGCCAGCGUUCAUGCGAUUCCUAAGAAGGAAGGCGGGCCGUGUUAGCCCCUGAAGAAGAUCCUGGUUCAGGUCCAAGCUUGCCGUCGAUUAUCUACUCCAAAUCUAUCGUGACCAUGUUGUGGGGGAAUGGAGAAACUACCCAAUACAGUAGCAUGGCGGGAAGGAUAUAAAAAUGAUGGAAGACCGUGAAGGUGGUGUCGAAAGAGCGAGAUCAGCCGUCCUGCAGCCACCUCAUCUAAGUCGAAAAGCCACCCAUCAAUAUGCCUAGCUUCGCCACCACAGGGUUGGCCUUACUGGUAGCCACUGCUACUCCGGUCGUGAAUGGCAACCCUAUUGAGCAUAUGCUAAAGCUUCUCACGACCCGGGAUCCACCGACGGCACUCCCAGAAAAAGCGACGGCCAAUGACAAGAAAUGGCAACCGGCGAUGGAUUUCGAUACUGAUGGGUGUUAUAACGUCCCUGCUAUCGGAGCGAACGGUGACAUAUGUCCCGGUCUCGAUCACGAAAACACCGGCCUGUCAAAGGACUGUCAUGACCUGUCGGAUCUGCAGAACAACAACGUGUACUCCAGGGCGCGGUGUAACAACGGAUUCUGCGCCUAUUUGUAUGACUACUACUUCGAGAAGGACGUUGCGAUUCCCAAUAUCGCCAUAGACCCAGGGCACCGUAACGACUGGGAGCACAUUGUCGUGUUUACCAAGAACAACGAAGCCGUCGCCGUCGCCGUGUCGCAGCAUGGCAAGUACCAGACCAAGGCCGCCAGCGAAGUCCGGUGGGAUGGUACGCAUCCUAAGGCGGUUUACAACAAGGACGGACUUGGCACUCACGACUUCCGAUUCGCGAAUGCGGGUGAUGAUAGCAUCGAGAACGACACAGGAAAGUGGUUUUACGGCGCGCUGAUCUCGUACAAUGGAUUCCCAAGCACGGCUCUUCGCGACAAGUUAUUUGCGUAUGAUUUCGGCAGCGCUACGAUUGCGUUCAAGGACGCAACCUUCCAGUCCAACCUCGACAAGGCAAAGGGAGAUUUCGUCUCGGGCUUUGAUACCGGUGUAGAUGACGGGUCUCCCGGGACACCGUAGACGGACUGGAUUGGCUAGGAAGAUAGGGUUACAGAUGAUAUAUUCUUGUAAAUACGUAAAUAAACAAAUACAAAUUCAUGAAAUCAGUCAAUAUGGUGUGUUUGUCCUCAUUAGUCCUGCUGCCGCACUCGGUCUACGGUAGCAGGGUGGAUUGGACCGGCUGUCUAGGCCUUGGUUCAUUCUCCCACACGAACGAUAAUAAAGAAGUUGACGCUCUUGCGCAUUGAGAGUCGCAGGAGGUAGGCAAUUUGUGGGUUUCGACAAUUGGGUCGUUGUCAAGAUGAGAAAAAAGAGAAGAGAGGUGGGACGGGAAUAAUACUACGCAUAGAUAGAACGCCUUCCGAGGUGGAUUCUAUGAUAGUAGUAUUUACUAUACC
Molecule: messenger RNA, 1906 nt
Organism: Annulohypoxylon maeteangense
Lineage: Eukaryota; Fungi; Ascomycota; Sordariomycetes; Xylariales; Hypoxylaceae
Exons: 2
Coding region: 711-1529 (272 amino acids)
Source: RefSeq, a predicted model, not a curated record